Theobroma umbraticum is the source of this 1033-nucleotide messenger RNA. Its product is annotated as HMG-Y-related protein B-like. Gene Ontology annotation, molecular function: double-stranded DNA binding; nucleosomal DNA binding. Gene Ontology annotation, cellular component: nucleus; nucleosome; chromatin. The record is from RefSeq and is a predicted model, not a curated record. NCBI's taxonomy places the organism in Eukaryota, Viridiplantae, Streptophyta, Magnoliopsida, Malvales, Malvaceae. Gene Ontology annotation, biological process: regulation of DNA-templated transcription; nucleosome assembly; chromosome condensation.
CAACUGAUCAUCAAACAGUAGCUAAAGGUGUUUUGGCUUUGGGUUUUUGGUUUGUCUAUGGAAAAAAUUUGAAAACCAAAGAGGAAGGGAGAGAGGUGUUUGUGGGAACUCACUUUGAAGUUGAACUUUCUCGAAGAAAUUAUCUUUUCUUCUUUUUAAAUUUUAUCUUCUUUCAUUGGAAGUUUUCUCUUUCUUGUUUUAUUUUUUCUCUUGGUGUGUGUGUGUGUGUGCAAAAUUAAUGGCUACUGAAGAGGUCAAUAAGCCUCCUUCACUUCCUUCUUACCCACAGAUGAUUGUUAAUGCCAUUGAAGCAUUGAACGACAAGAAUGGCUCAAACAAGACUUCAAUAUCCAAAUACAUUGAAUCGCAGUAUGGCGAUUUGCCUGCUGGUCAUACCACCCUCCUUUCUCACCAUCUUAAUAGAAUGAAAGAAACUGGGGAGCUCAUUUUUUGGAAAAACAAUUACAUGAAAGCAGACCCCAGUGCCCCACCAAGGCGUGGCCGUGGGAGGCCUCCGAAACCCAAGGAUCCGUUGCCGCCGGGCGUGGUUUUAAGCCCUGCAAGGCCCAGAGGCCGCCCUCCUAAGGACCCCAAUGCUCCCCCUAAGUCCCCCAAGCCUAAGGUGGCUUCUGGGACUGGGAAACCACGUGGAAGGCCAAGGAAGAUGGCGCGGCCCGCAGGCGGAAUAGGUGGGAGUUCCACAACUACAAUGGUGGCCGCGGUAAGGCCUAGGGGGCGUCCUCCUAAGGUGAAGGCUUCGGCAUUGACUGAAGUGAGUGUUGAACAUUAAGAGCAUUUUAAUGGUUUUUUUUUUUUUAAUUUUUCAUUUAACUUGUAGUGUUGCUUACUGUUUACUUUGUUUCGUCUGUAGAAGUUGCAUGGUGCUUGUUAGUUUGAUAAUUGUGUGUAUGUAAGUGUUCUUGUAGAAUUUAUCGAUGUAGUAGUUGUUGAGGCUUUGAAAUUUUUAUCUUUAUUUUUAGUUUUAAGUUUUUUGUAGAGGAUGACUAAUGCUAAUGAUGAUUUUUGUUAUUUU